GCUUCAACGGCGGUAAAAGACUACUGAUGGAACCAUUUCGGUAGCUUGUAGCGUACAUUAAACCAGUCUUGUUUAUAUUAAUGUCAGUGUUUUUAAACAUAAUUCUGUUUACGUAUUGACUAGUUUAAAAAAAGUUAUUUGCUUGUUAAAUGAAAUUGGCUAAUUUGUUCCAUUUUUAACGUUACUGUACUAGGUGAAUCGCUAAUGCUAACUAUCUAGCUAGCUAACAUCCCCACCAUGAGCUCACUAAGAUAUUCGGAGAAAGAAGCUCUGGAUCUGAACAUGAUCGUAAAAGAAGAGGAAGAAGCUUUCAGAAUAAAAAAUGAAUUAGAGACUAUCACAUUGAAAGAAAAAGAGGUGGAUAUUACAGUGAAAGAAGAGAAAGAACCUUUUGGAGUGGCAGAGGAGGCUAUCUCAAUAAAAGAGGAGGAGGAGGAAGGAAUGGAGGAGGAGACAGAAUAUCAGAUUAACACCAGAGAGAGACAUGACUAUUGGGGAUCCUCUGGGGAGCAUCAACAACAUCCUGAUGCUGACGAGUCAGAGAAGAGUCUCUCCAGAUCAGAACACCAGAUGGACAACGCUAGCCCUUCCUCCCUCCCGGAGUCCCCAUGUCGUGCCUCUCCCGGUAGCGCCUUACUGCUGGGCAUGAAGAGGUUUUCUGUGCAGCUGGUGGACUGCAGGAAAACAACGGGGCUGAGUGGAACUGUGAGAGGAGGAGAAGAGAAGAAAGGAUCAGAUUUGACUCAUCAAACAGGAGAGCGACCAGACUCUCACUCUGACAGCGGGGAGAGUCAUUCAGGGGAACCAGACCCAGCGACGUCCAAACCAGCAAGACGACACCACUGCUCCCAGUGUGGAAAAACUUUUAACCGAUCACAACACCUGAAAUUACAUGAGAGAACACACACAGGAGAAAGGCCUUACCACUGUUCCCAGUGUGGAAAGAGUUUUAUCCAAUCACAACACCUGAAAUUACACAUUAGAACACACACAGGAGAAAAGCCUUACCACUGUUCCCAGUGUGGAAAGAGUUUUAGUCAGUUAUGGAGCCUAAAAAUUCAUAAGCGAAUACACUCUGGAGAGAAGCCUUACCACUGUUCCCAGUGUGGAAAAAGUUUUGCCCGAGUACAACAGCUGAAACUACACAAGAGAACACACACAGGAGAAAAGCCUUACCACUGUACCCAGUGUGGAAAGAGUUAUAGCCAAUCACAAGAACUGAAAUUACACAAGAGAACACACAUAGGAGAAAAGCCUUACCACUGUUCCCAGUGUGGAAAGAGUUUUAGUCAGUUAUCGAGCCUAAAAAUUCAUAAGCGAAUACACUCUGGAGAGAAGCCUUACCACUGUUCCCAGUGUGGAAAAAGUUUUGUCCAAGCAGAACAUCUGAAAUUACACAAGAGAACACACACAGGAGAAAAGCCUUACCACUGUACCCAGUGUGGAAAGAGUUAUAGCCGAUCACAAGAUCUGACAGUACACAAGAGAACACACACAGGAGAAAAGCCUUACCACUGCUCCCAGUGUGGAAAAAGGUUUAUCCAUUCACAACAACUGAAAGUACACAAGAGAAUACACACAGGAGAAAAGCCUUACCACUGUUCCCAGUGUGGAAUGAGUUUUCGGGUGUUAUCGAGCCUGAAAAGUCAUAAGCAAAUACACUCUGGAGAGAAGUCUUACACAUGUUCCCAUUGUGGUAAGAGUUUUAAGUUGGUAGGGAAUCUGACAUCGCAUGUGAGCACACACAACAAGGAAAAGCUCUACCAAUGUUCCUUGUGUGGAAAGCGGUUUACCCAGUUGGAAGCCCUGAUUAUGCAUGACAGGACACACGCAGGAGGGGAUAAGACCUACCACUGCUCCCAGUGUGGAAAGAGAUUUAAUUGGUUAAGGCACCUGAAUAAGCAUGAAAGAAUACAUACACAGGAGGAGAAGACAUACCACUGCUCUCAUUGUGGAAAGACAUUUUCCCAGUUAGAGGACCUGAAAUCACAUGAGAGAAUAGAGAGGCUGUGUUCUGACUUGAGUUUUUGACUGAUCAUUUGUGUUUUUGUUUCAUCCUCAUGAAAUCAAAUUGUAUGAAACCAGAAUACGGUUUUACUUUUGUUAUUUCAUUUCGAGACAUGAUCAUGUCUAAUAUCAGAUUAAAUAUUUAAAAAUGUC
Molecule: messenger RNA, 2160 nt
Organism: Salvelinus fontinalis (brook trout)
Lineage: Eukaryota; Metazoa; Chordata; Actinopteri; Salmoniformes; Salmonidae
Product: zinc finger protein ZFP2-like
Exons: 4
Coding region: 238-2031 (597 amino acids)
Biological process (GO): negative regulation of transcription by RNA polymerase II
Molecular function (GO): RNA polymerase II cis-regulatory region sequence-specific DNA binding; DNA-binding transcription repressor activity, RNA polymerase II-specific
Source: RefSeq, a predicted model, not a curated record